AUGGUUCUCUUCAAGGUUCACCAAGCUUUGCUCGAAACUGAUAACUUGGAGUUGAUCGCCAAGAUCAUGCGAGUUAGUUCAGUGAAUGACGUUCGCGUCCAUACGGUGGGUAUGCCCGACGAAGGCUCGUUUGCGGAUGUCCAAGAACUCACGCGUGGAUGUCUUUACAACGCCAAAAAUGAGGGCCACUUUUGCUCGCCAUGCUUGGAGAACAAAUAA
This is a messenger RNA of Phytophthora nicotianae INRA-310, 219 nucleotides long. RefSeq lists its product as hypothetical. NCBI's taxonomy places the organism in Eukaryota, Oomycota, Peronosporomycetes, Peronosporales, Peronosporaceae. Bases 1 to 219 code for a protein of 72 amino acids. The transcript has 2 exons. The record is from RefSeq and is a predicted model, not a curated record.